Gamsiella multidivaricata is the source of this 2492-nucleotide messenger RNA. RefSeq lists its product as uncharacterized. The transcript has 5 exons. The record is from RefSeq and is a predicted model, not a curated record. Lineage: Eukaryota; Fungi; Mortierellomycota; Mortierellomycetes; Mortierellales; Mortierellaceae. The coding region runs from base 234 to 2354 and encodes 706 amino acids.
GUUCUAUCGCUCAGAGUGUCUGUUCCUGGCUGUUGUCUGACACCUCCUUCCCCAACUCCAUCAUCAUCAUCAUUAUUAUUGUCAUCCCCAUCAUCAUCUGCUCGUCUUCAUCCUCAGCAUCAUCUCCAGCCUCGUUCUCGUUCUGAUCUCUCAUCUCCGUCACUUGCAGCUCCUCGAUCCUCUUGGUCGCCCUUUUUCCUUGGAUCUUCUCUCAAGACUCGGGACCUGUCCUCAUGGAUCCAGAACGGGGCCUUGGGCCAAAACUGUCGCACCACCUGAACUCAAGCAUUAGCACCAGCACCAGCACCAGCACCAGCACCCACUUCGCUACCACCACCAAUGGCCAUGUGCAUCAUCAAUAUCAGCAUCAGCACCAACACAGCUCUACCACUCAUAGCAGCAGCAACGACACUCCAACCAGCACUACCACCAGUACAGACACCGGAAAGAGAUCUCGGGCCAGGUCUAUCUCCCUUGUCCACCAUCCUCAUAGUGGUCACCUUCCUACAGCGCCCCCUCCACCGGGCGUACCGUCAGUGGGAAUGAUUGGAGCAGGAGUAGAGGAAAAAGGCGGCCUAAGUGACAUUGGGUCAAGAUUCUUUGAUUCCAACACUCUGCCCUCGUUCAAGACCCAACUACGCCAACAUAGUCAUCAUCUCACUCACCUCGCGCGGUCCUUCUCUGCGCGGACCAGGCGGUUCUUUCGUUCGAAUGGCAUGUUCCGUCAGGCAUCAGGGACAACUCGCCGUGUUCGUUUCGGCAUCCUCCUGCCAUCGGUCGUCCUUAUAUUAUGGCUUGUCUACGUCGUGAACUCGUUCCUGUUCAGGCUGGUCUUUGGACCCAGGGACAACAGGAUAAACCCCAACGAGCCUGUACAGCCGCCGAGAUGGAUCGAUCGAGGCGACAUUACCGGUCUGGACUUGCGGCCAACGGACGGCGCGGACAUGAUGACGGCGAUCCUGUUGAACUGGUCGAGACUCGAUUCACUCAGGGAGAUUGUCGACCACCUGUGUCCGCAUGUGAUGUUCAAGGAGGUGAUGAUCUGGAAUAACAAGGUCGAUGUUCAUCUAGAGGAAAAGAUGUUCUCAUGCCCCAAGGUGCGCGUCUUCAACUCCCCCAGCAACAUGUUUUUCGUCGCCCGCUAUAUGGCCUGCGCCAUGGCCUCGUCCCCAUAUUGCUACUUCCAGGACGACGACUGGAAGAUCUUCUAUCUCCGAGCCAUGUACGCCAACUUCUUGCGCUUCCCACAAUUCCUGCAUACGGACACCAACUCGGAUGUAUGGUCGCUUACCAACUGGCGCUGGUGCUUCUUUGAGGAUGAGGUGAACAUGCACGCGUGCUUUUCUUGGCUUGGGACUGGUGCGAUGGCUACACGGGAAAUGGUUGUCAAGUUCUUGAAGCAGGCAUCGGUCGCGGAAAUGGAUCCACUUGAAUUCGCCUACGGAGACAUGUACUUCUCGACCUUCCAAAACCAGGUUCCCUAUCAGCUGGAAAAUUAUUUGAUGGAGCUGGUCGAUCCUGCCAAGGAUGUCGUUGCGUUCAGUAAAGGUUCGGAGGGCAAGACCAGGAAUAAACUGUACAUGCACAAGGCAGCACAAAAGGUUUGGGACGCGUUGAAGAGGAAAGACCCGGCCUUUGAGCGGGAGGAACUGCAUCCGACGUACCUAGAACGUGACGUGCGCUCACCCUGUGCAGACGACCGCUGCUUGAUAAUCUCGAACAAGCAUCCAUUUCCCGAUGUCAGGAUGUUUAAAUACCGCCCCUACAUCGAUAUCGAAGAGAGCGAACUAAUCCAUACGCACUAUGAAGAUCCCACGACGUACAUCCGCUUCCCUUUCAGCAAGGCUGUCGACGGCAUGGACGACACCGCCUAUAAGAGCACUCAGCCGAUCGUCCAGGGCGACUAUAUCGGUAUCGACAUGCUGCUUGCAGUAGAACGUAAAAUCGAGUACAGUCUCCUGCACCAAAUGGGAGACCAAUGGAUCCAAAACGCAAGGCUUGAGAUCGCUGGCAGCGAUGCGGUUUACAAAAAGAUCCCUUUCGCCUACAACUGUAAAGAGGUCAAGAACCCCAACUAUAGCGGCAGGGUCUCGAACGCUGUCCUACGUGAGUUCUUGAACCAGCCUUUGGAUCACCACAUUUUUGAUUCCAAGGAGCUGGAGCGGCUAGGAUACAACGAUGAUGAUGAUCAUGUGAAGAAACCGGUUAUGUCCUACUAUGAGGAUUAUGGCUGGAGGACCCAGUGCAAAUUCGUGGUCCAUGAGCCCCUGGGAUUCAGGUUUAUGAGGCUGGUCAGCGGUCGCGACGAGAAAUAUCCGUUUGUUAUUUAUGACCUUGGAUGGAAGGUCCUUUAGAUGAUCUCAUAGAGAUUUAUACAUAGAGAGAAGAAAAAAAAAAAAAGAAAGACGCGUGAAGAGAGGUCUCUAGAUUCAUCAAGACGCGCAAACACCCCCCUGUAGCAUCCUUAAUGUCCAUUAUCUCCAAAUAAACGC